UAGAGAAAAUGCAAAAUGGCAUAUAGCAAAUAUGAGGGCGUAAUUUACUCACCUUUUAGACCUACAUUUGGAUUCAAAUCCUAUUUUCGGAGCUACAGAGUAACAAUGAAACGCUGAAGCACAGUGCUUGACUUGUGUGUAGCCGGACUGCGUUUUAUUUUAUUUUUUACAAAUAUAUUAAAAAGAGAACAUGGGGUCGUGUUACAGUCUGCGUCCGCGUCUAUUUGGUGAACCUAGUGGGUCCAUCUCAAGUACCUCGGACUCAGAGCAGCCGCCCGACACUACUGUGCCCCUCAGUGGUGGCGACCGCCACAGGGACACUGGGGGAUAUGGCGAGACUGUGCCCCUCCGCGACGGCCAGAUCCGCCAUGGGGACGCCGGCAAGCAGUCCGCUGGGGACCUCCGCAGUGGAGAGACUACUGACGGUGUGCUGAUGCAGAAUGGAGGGGGAGGAGGAGGAGGGAGAAGCGCAGGAGCGGAGCGUGAUCUGCAAUUGCAGCUUUUGCAGAAGCACAGCAAUCAGAAGCAGCUGAAAAACUCUGACAAACUGCGUCUCGAGGAGAAGGAAGCCGAAAAAGAGGCAAAGAAAGUCAGUAAAAACAUUGACAGAGCACUGAAGGAACAGAAACGUGAAUACAAACAGACCCACCGGCUGCUGUUACUGGGGGCUGGCGAGUCUGGAAAGAGCACUAUUGUCAAACAGAUGAGGAUUCUGCACGUCAAUGGAUUUAAUCCAGAAGAAAAGAAACAGAAAAUCCAAGACAUUAGAAAAAAUGUGAAGGAUGCCAUAGUGACUAUAGUUUCAGCGAUGAGCACUUUAAUACCCCCAGUUCCAUUAGCCAACCCGGAGAACCAGUUCCGAAUGGACUACAUCAAAAGCAUAGCUCCGCUCUCAGACUUCGAUUACACACAGGAAUUCUUUGAGCAUGCGAAGAAGCUGUGGGAUGAUGAAGGAGUAAAGGCAUGUUUUGAGAGGUCGAAUGAAUAUCAGCUCAUCGACUGUGCACAGUACUUUUUGGAGAAAAUUGAUUUCGUGAGAGAGAAUGACUACACACCCACAGACCAGGACCUGCUCCGAUGCAGAGUGUUGACAUCAGGGAUUUUUGAAACACGAUUUCAAGUAGACAAAGUAAAUUUCCACAUGUUUGAUGUGGGAGGACAGAGAGAUGAAAGGAGAAAAUGGAUCCAGUGCUUUAAUGAUGUCACUGCUAUUAUCUUUGUUGUGGCCUGUAGUAGCUACAACAUGGUGAUAAGGGAAGACAACAACACAAACAGGUUGCGGGAAUCGCUUGACCUCUUCAGGAGUAUCUGGAAUAACAGGUGGUUACGGACGAUUUCAGUCAUCUUGUUCCUGAAUAAACAGGACAUGCUUGCUGAGAAGGUGUUAGCAGGGAAAUCCAAAAUUGAAGACUAUUUUCCUGAAUACACACGUUACACUGUACCAGAUGAUGCAACACCAGAUCCUGGCGAGGACCCCAAAGUGACAAGAGCUAAAUUUUUUAUUCGGGAUGAAUUCCUUAGGAUCAGCACAGCAAGUGGUGACGGCAGGCACUACUGCUACCCUCAUUUCACAUGUGCAGUAGACACUGAAAACAUUCGCAGAGUGUUCAACGAUUGUCGAGACAUCAUUCAGAGAAUGCACCUGCGCCAGUAUGAACUGUUGUGAUUGGGAACAUCUUGGAACCUGUGGUUUUAAAUUCUUUGUUCCGCUCUCUGUAACUAGCCCACACAGGGUAGAAGAGUACUAUUGAAGAGUGUGUCAAAUAUUAUUUUGAUUUUUUUUUUUUUUUUUUUUUGCUAUUCUCGUCCCAAAGUACAGCCUUUUUUUCGAGGAGGGUGUAACUUACAUGUCCUUUAGUUGGUUUUCGAUAACCCUUCUUUUUUUCUCCCUGUCAUUCCACUAAGGCUUUGUCUGCCUCCGUUUUUCCUUUUUUUUUCUUUUUGUUUUAUUUUCCUUUUUUUAAUUGGACCUCAGCCUGCUGAUUUUAAAGCAGGUUAGUGUUAGUACAGUCCUGUGUCUCUGGGUGGCACGACAUUCAGACCUAUCCCUGUGUGGGUUUCUGUUUUUCUUUUCAACACUGAUGAGUACUUGAUGGGGGAAAAAAAAAUGAUAUAAUGCACUUUGCAUCAGGUUACUAAAUACCGUUGAGGAAGUAUACACACAAUGUAGCAGCACCACAAUAUUUAUCACUCUGUCACAGUUUUUAGCGUUACGAGUUGCAGGUCGACCUGAAAAAUAACUGACCUCCUCUUUUAAGCCGUCUAAAGGCACAGAAGUAGAGUAGAUAAGAGGCAUGGUAAAGAUGAGAAGCAAUUUUUUCUGGUGUUUUUUGGGGCUAAAAGUCUCUGCACACCUCAGGCCUUUGAACAGCAGCUGCUUUUAGCCUAUUGUGUCUAGGAAGAAACUACCACACUCACUAAUGUUAUUUGUUCUGUCCACAAAUGAUCCUUUUAGCUUAGAUCAUUCUUGGACAAUAGUCCUAUAUAUAUAUAUUAUAUAUUUUUUUGUUUGUUUGUUUUUUGUUCUACGGCUGGUUUAUUAUCCUGUACAGACUGUAAAAUGUAAUAUUAUUUUGUACAACUUUAUUGAAAAAAAAACAUACUUGUAGAAGAUCUUUGUGCCUUGAUUAUGGCUGUACCUGUAAAAUGAGCUAUAAGAUGUAAGUAUGUUUUUGAUUGCGCUGUACAGCUUGAUGUCAGCCCUGUCUCAGUUGUGACUGCGGGUAGGGACUUUAUCUGUAGAGUUUAGUUUUUUUUUCUGGUUUAUAAAAAAAAAAAAAAAAAGGAAAUGCUCUUUAGUAAAAUCCUGUAUAAAUUAUGCAAAUUAACCACUUACCUACAGUGAUGACCAGAUGUUGCAGCAACAUGCCUUUUUUUUCCUUUUCUUUUUUGAGUCUCAGCUUUAAAACAUUGGAAUCCAUUCAAGUGUCCAAAUUGCAACCUGGCGUUGUUUUAAUA
Messenger RNA from Polyodon spathula (Mississippi paddlefish), 2958 nucleotides. Its product is annotated as guanine nucleotide-binding protein G(olf) subunit alpha. Gene Ontology annotation, molecular function: G-protein beta/gamma-subunit complex binding; G protein-coupled receptor binding; GTP binding. Bases 191 to 1666 code for a protein of 491 amino acids. The record is from RefSeq and is a predicted model, not a curated record. Gene Ontology annotation, biological process: adenylate cyclase-modulating G protein-coupled receptor signaling pathway. NCBI's taxonomy places the organism in Eukaryota, Metazoa, Chordata, Actinopteri, Acipenseriformes, Polyodontidae. The transcript has 12 exons. Gene Ontology annotation, cellular component: heterotrimeric G-protein complex.